AUGGCUGCUAAGCUUACCGCUCUCUCUCAGAAUCAUACUUGGGAUCUCAUGCCUCGCCCCUCUCAUAGAAAACCUAUUGGCUAUAAAUGGGUCUACAAAAUCAAGCAUCGUGCUGAUGGCUCCAUAGAACGGUACAAAGCUCGAUUAGUGGCCAAGGGAUACACUCAGCGGGAAGGUUUUGAUUAUCAGGACACCUUUUCCCCCAUAGCCAAACAUGUCACCGUUUGUACUUUUCUUACAGUAGCUUUUGUUCGUGACUGGCCUCUCCAUCAAAUGGAAGUUUAUAAUGCCUUUCUUCAUAGGGAUCUUCAUCAAGAAAUAUACAUGGAUCUUCCGCCAGGAUUACGUAGACAGGGGGAGAACACAAUAUGUCGUCUGCAGAAAUCCCUUUAUGGGCUAAAACAAGCAUCCCGACAAUGGAAUGAGAAAUUCAGUAAAGCUCUCACUGGCAUAAGAUUUGUUCAGUCCAAACAUGACUAUGCAUUAUUUACCUGGAACAAAGGUAAAACUUUUAUUGCUCUCAUCAUAUAUGUUGAUGACAUUCUUAUUACAGGGAAUGAUGAAACAGGCAUCAAAUCCUUAAAGGAGCAUCUUAACAGACAAUUCCGAAUAAAGGAUUUAGGAGAGCCAAAGUAUUUCCUAGGCAUUGAAAUUGCAAGAUCCCCAGCAGGGAUAUCCCUUUGCCAACGGAAAUAUGUCUUGGAACUUAUCUCUAAUUCAGGACUAUCAAGAUGCAAGCCAAGUAUCAUUCCAGUAGAACGGAAUACAAAGCUAACUACUCAAGAAUAUGACAGUGGGAUAUCAUCUUCCGAAAAUGAUCCACCACUGGAAGAUCUUACAAAGUAUCAAAGACUUGUUGGGCGAUUGAUCUAUCUCACCAUGACUCGUCCAAACAUUAGUUAUGCAGUCCACAUUCUUAGCCAGUUCAUGCAUGGGCCCAAACAAUCUCACAUGGAUGCAACAAUAAAGGUUCUAAAGUACUUGAAAGGAUGUCCUGGAUUAGGACUCCUCUUUCCCCGAGACAAAGAAUUAGUUGUCACAGCUCAUUGUGACUCAGACUGGGCCACAUGUCCAAUGACAAGAAAGUCACUUACAGGUUUCUGUAUCAAGUUAGGGGGAGCUCUUGUUUCUUGGAAGACCAAGAAACAAUCAACAAUAUCUCUAUCUUCAGCAGAAGCCGAAUACAGAGCCAUGACCAAAACAACAUGUGAGAUCAUCUGGAUUUUGGGGUUAUUAGAAGAUCUAAAGGACCUUCGACUGGGAAACUGA
This is a messenger RNA of Pistacia vera, 1269 nucleotides long. RefSeq lists its product as uncharacterized. The record is from RefSeq and is a predicted model, not a curated record. The transcript is spliced from 2 exons. The coding region runs from base 1 to 1269 and encodes 422 amino acids. Lineage: Eukaryota; Viridiplantae; Streptophyta; Magnoliopsida; Sapindales; Anacardiaceae.